Molecule: messenger RNA, 1910 nt
Organism: Carcharodon carcharias (great white shark)
Lineage: Eukaryota; Metazoa; Chordata; Chondrichthyes; Lamniformes; Lamnidae
Gene: ubald1a
Product: UBA-like domain containing 1a
Exons: 3
Coding region: 198-668 (156 amino acids)
Molecular function (GO): protein binding
Source: RefSeq, a predicted model, not a curated record
GGGGCCGGGCUGUCUGAGCGCCUUGGUAAAUAUUUGUAUUGGUGUUUGGGAGCCCAUGGUGUGUGGGAGCACGUUAGAGCUGGGGCCGGGGCGGAAAAUAACAACAACAAGAGCAGCGGGAUAGGCAGGCCCGACACUCACCCUCCCACAUCAUUGAUAUCAAUACACAUAGAUCUUUACAGAGCAGUGCGGGCAGGAUGUCCGUUAAUAUGGACGAGCUGAAGCACCAAGUGAUGAUCAAUCAGUUCGUGUUGACCGCAGGCUGUGCGGCCGACCAGGCCAAGCAGCUCUUACAGGCGGCGCACUGGCAGUUCGAGACGGCCCUGAGCGCCUUCUUUCAGGAAGCCAACGUUCCGUACAAUCAUCACCAUCAGAUGAUGUGCACUCCAGCUAACACACCUGCAACGCCUCCUAAUUUUCCGGAUGCACUUACAAUGUUCUCAAGGCUGAAAGCUUCAGAAAGCUUCAACAGUAGCAGCCCGAUUGCCUCGAUGGCAACAUCUCCUCCUCCUGUAAACUUCAACUCAGGCUGGCCCAUGUCUCCUCCAAACCAGCAGGGCAUGUGGACUCCAGCAUCACCAACUCCACAUACUGGCUGGCCAGGAGCAAUGUCUCAACAAACCACCUCAGAACAGAAGGUUAAUGUUGCCAUGGAGGCUGAAAGAUGAGGCCCAGUUAAAGCUUUGUAGAUGAAGCGGGAAAAAUCUUGCAUGGGUCAAUAUGAAAUAGUUUCUGUUGUAUUGUGCUGCAGCUAAUCUGAACUGAAGGAAUACAAUAGGCAAGAUUCAACUUCAUUGCAGAAGAAUUAUGGGUCCAGCAGUUUUCAAAACAAAGCAUUGUUUCUGGAGUUUGCAUGUGUGUGACACAAUUAAAAGACUUUCAAGACCAUCAACUUGACUUCAAAAUGGAAUUGUUAACUUUAAGAAACUUGUUUUUGAUCGUUGACCCUUCAAAAGGAACCUAUCAGUGAUUAGCUGCUAUAUCAGAGACAACCAUGAAGAUCACUAAUGGUUUUUAAAGAUUACUCCGUAACUUUUUUUGCAGUAAAAUUGUGGCAGUUGUUUAAUGAAUUACAGGGUGGGAGUGUACGGAGUUGCAACAACGGACAAUAAAAGAAAUAUAAUAAACUUUAAUACAGGGAUUGCAAAUUAGGUUUUCGAAUCAUUGUUUAUCUUUGUAUUUGGUUUGUGAAUGAGGUUUUUUGGGGGAAAAGGAGAGCUAGGAAAGCAGUCAAUAGUGGACUGACUGCAGACAGACUACUACAGUAAGGUUUUAAUGUUUUAUAAAAAAAGUGCCAUUGCAUGAUACUGUACAUUAAAAUAUAAACCUUGAAAAAAACUAAGUUUUAAAAAAAAAACAAAAAAAAUGUGUUUUGCUACUCUUAACAACCGUGUGAUAGAAUUUAAAUUCACUUUAGCAACAGUUGCAAUGGAUACAGGUUUGUCUUUUUUGUCAAACUUGGACUAUAUAAAUUUUUUGUACUACGUUAUGCACAGACAGGGAGUACCGAUUAUUUCUAGAAUUGUUUUAUCUAUUUUAUCACUUCCUCUCAUUGCUGUCCUUCUAUGCUGUCAUGUCCCUCAUUCUGGAAUGUUUUAUGGUCAAGAGAAACCCAAGAUGGCGAAACAAAUCUUUGCACAAAUUGUUUCCUUUACUUCUAAAUGGAGAUUUCAUGCUUCUUAAGGAUUGCUUGUUCUGAAUAGAUUGAUUUUUUUUUAAUGGUAACUGUUCCACAAUAUUUGUGGAGUACCUGAUGAAUAAUUAACUUAUCUUUGUGUUGCUAAAUAUUGUAUGUACUAAUGGUACUCCUCCUGUACUGAUCUUAUAUUUAACCUUAGCAGAUGGUAAGUAUGCCAUCAGUUUAAAAAAAUUAAUAAUUCUGAAGCACAAUAAAAUAUGAAUUGAAAUGA